GCCAUCCGCCGCUCGCUAUAAAUACCCGCGCAAACCUAUCCGCUGAUCACCACCACCUCUCUCUCUCGAUCGCCAUGGCUGCCACCACCAAGCUCGUGGCUCUGGGCCUCGCCGUCCUCCUCAGCAUCGGGUUCGCUGGUGCCGCGAGGGUGGCCAGGUACACGAACUCGUACUCCGGCGGCGGGGGAGGCGGCGGCGGAGGAGGCGGCGGCGGCGGGACGAACGGCGGGUGGGGCUCCGGCUCGGGCGCCGGCGCCGGCGCCGGAUACGGCGAGAGCGGCGGCGACUCCGGCAACACGUGGAACUACGGGAGGGGUGGCGGCGCUGGCGGAGGCGGCGGCGGCGGCGGCGGGACCAACGGCGGGUACGGCUCCGGCUCCGGCUCCGGCUACGGCAUGGGCAGUGGCUCGAGCGGCGGCUCCGGCUCGUCGGCGUCGGCCCCGGUUGCUCUCAGCAGCGGCGGUAAUUACGCCACCGGUGAUGGCGAGGGCGGCGGCGGCGGCGGUGGCGGCGGCUCCAACGGCGGCAGCGGGUACGGCGCUGGCGCCGGAGUUGGCCAGGGCGCCGGCGAGAGCGGCUCGUCGAUAGCGAUGGCGCCGUCUCCAUCCAGCGGCGGCGACUACAACGGCGGCUACGCCGACGCAGCCGGUGGCGGCGGCGGCGGCGGCGGCGGGCACGGCGGAGGCCCAGCAGCAUCUCCGAGCUACGGCGUUGGCGCAGGCGCUGGCUCCGGCGCUGGCGACGCCGGCAGCGAUGGCUCCUCCGGCGGAGGCUACGCGUCAGGAAUGGGCGGCGGCAAGGGCGGCGGCGGCGGCGGCGGCGAGAACGGCGGCUACGGCAGCGGCAGCGGCAAGGGAUCCGGAUCCGGUAGCGGCGGAUACCAUUGAAAUUUCCGGUAGGUUUUCGCUUGUCGCGGGAAACCCUAGAGCCGGAGGAGGCCGAGACAAUGCAUGAAUUGGUCUCGUCAUUUUAUGCUGUCCGACAAGAAGUUUAAUUUCUAGGGUUUGUACUUGGGUUUUAAUUAGGCAGUUUUUCUUAAUAAUUAAUGGGCUCCAUCAUUGUAAUGGAAGAUGCAUGGUAGCCCAGCAUGCGGAAAUGAGAUGUGAUGACACUCUACAAGAGCAAUGAAUUGAAGCAUGCAUAAUGUUUUGUUCA
Oryza sativa Japonica Group (Japanese rice) is the source of this 1155-nucleotide messenger RNA. Its product is annotated as glycine-rich cell wall structural protein 2-like. The record is from RefSeq and is a predicted model, not a curated record. NCBI's taxonomy places the organism in Eukaryota, Viridiplantae, Streptophyta, Magnoliopsida, Poales, Poaceae.